UGAUCACUUAGUCAAAAGCAAAACCUCUUGUGGUUCGAUUAAACACACACAAAAAGAAAAAAUCCAAAACCCCUAGAAACGUUUGAUAUUGGCUUAUAUGGAUAGUCCAAAAUCAGCCAAAGGAUAUUUCAACGUAGAUGAUGAAGCUCAAGAAAGAGCCUACAAGAUAAAGACGUUCAAACGUUGGCUUCUUGUGGCAGCCUCCGUCCUGGUUCUGCUCGGGGUUAUCAUCGGCGCGUCGGUCUCCGUCGCUCGUAGCAAGAGAAACUAUCCACAUGGUUCGCCACCUAGCUCAACUCCUGAACUGACUCCAGCUGCUUCGCUCAAGAACGUGUGCAGCGUCACUCGGUUCCCUGAUGCUUGUGUCUCAAGCAUCUCGAAGAUUCCAUCAUCCAACACGACGGAUCCGGUGGUUCUCUUCAGGCUUUCCCUGAAAGUGGUGGCCGACGAGCUCGCAUCCAUCUCCGACUUGCCGAGGAAGCUAGCCGAAGAGACGGACGAUGAAGGCAUCAAAUCAGCCCUUGAUGUUUGUGGAGAGAUGCUAGACGUGGCGAUGGAUAGUGUCAACGAUACUGUUUCCGCUAUGGAGGUUGGAGGCGGUACUAAUAACAUCUUGAGCUCUGGUAAGAUCGACGAUCUCAAGACGUGGCUCACCGCCGCCACGACAUACUACGAGACGUGUUUCGACACCCUCGCCGAGAUCAGCCCUAACCAGUCAGUGCACAAGACUGCCAUAGUCUCGCAGAACCUUACCUCCGCCAUGAGGAACUCCACCGAGUACACCAGCAACAGCCUAUCCAUCGUGGCUAAGAUCCUCUCUACCUUGAGCGACUUUGGGGUCCCAAUUCACAGGAGACGAAGGCUACUAACUUCGAACUCGUUACCAGUUUGGGUGAGCCCUAGGGUGCGGAGGUUGCUUUCGGCGAAGAGUGUAACGCCCGACGUUACGGUGGCGGCGGAUGGCUCCGGUGACGUGUGGACGGUUAAUGAGGCGGUGGCGAAGAUCCCUAGGAAGUCGAACGCAACGUUCGUAAUAUACGUGAAAGCUGGUACGUAUGUGGAGAAUGUUGUUAUGGAUAAGAGUAUGUGGAACGUUAUGAUCUACGGUGACGGUAAGUCAAAGUCGAUUAUUUCCGGCAGCAAGAACUUCGGCGUCAUGGGGAUCAAAACCUUACAUACGGCUACGUUAGGUGUUCUAGGGAAAGGCUUCAUGAUGAAGGACAUGGGAAUCAUAAACACCGCCGGACCAGAAAAAUCCCAGGCCGUGGCGUUCCUUUCAGAAUCCGACCAGUCAGUCUACUACCAAUGCUCAUUCGAGGGUUACCAAGACACUCUCUACCCUCACACCAUGCGUCAAUUAUACCGUGACUGCGACGUCACCGGAACAGUCGACUUCAUAUUCGGAAACGCCGCCGUUGUCUUCCAGGGCUGCAACAUCCGACCGCGUCAGCCGCUUCCUAAGCAGUACAACACCAUCACCGCACAGGGCAGAAAGGGAGAGGACCAGCACUCUGGCACCGUGAUACAGGGAUGCACUAUCACACCCAACGGAAACGUAACCGCUGCGACUUAUCUCGGCCGUCCGUGGAAGCAGUACUCUACCACGGUGUUUAUGCAGUCGGAGAUUGGAUCGCUCGUGGGGCCCGCCGGGUGGAUGAGGUGGGAUGCGGGGGUUGACCCGCCGUCGACUAUACUCUAUGGAGAGUAUGAGAAUUGGGGUCCUGGAGCGGGUGUUAGCGAGAGAGUUAAAUGGGCCGGCUACAAGCCCAUUAUGUCUGCUGCAGAGGCAGGGAGGUUCACAGUUGAUGCCUUUAUCAAUGAGAACCAUUGGUUACCUGCGACGGGAGUGCCUUAUCAGCCAAGUUUCUAUUAA
This is a messenger RNA of Raphanus sativus (radish), 1873 nucleotides long. RefSeq names its product pectinesterase 1-like. Lineage: Eukaryota; Viridiplantae; Streptophyta; Magnoliopsida; Brassicales; Brassicaceae. Bases 98 to 1873 code for a protein of 591 amino acids. Gene Ontology annotation, molecular function: pectinesterase inhibitor activity; pectinesterase activity. The record is from RefSeq and is a predicted model, not a curated record. The transcript has 2 exons. Gene Ontology annotation, biological process: cell wall modification.